UAUCUAUUAACAAGUUUAACUAUGUCUUUAAAAAUGAAUUAUUUAUUAAUUUCCAUAGUAGUUUUAACAAUUUUUGUCACAUUGAUCCCUGCUGUAGUAAAUGAUACAAAAUCGACAGAUUCAAAUGAUGAAAAUCAUGAAACAUCGGAUGAAUAUGAUUCUGAUUUUGAUGAUGAGCUUGAGUAUAAUUAUAUGAAAAAAACUGACCAAACUAAUGAAGAGGACAUUAUGUCGGCUAGUCUAUUAUAUUUCAAGGAAAUUUUUGAGGACUAUCUUUUAUCUGGUAAGGAAUUACAUCUCAUAAAAAUACUCAAUUUACUAUCAUAG
Rhopalosiphum maidis (corn leaf aphid) is the source of this 327-nucleotide messenger RNA. RefSeq lists its product as uncharacterized. The record is from RefSeq and is a predicted model, not a curated record. NCBI's taxonomy places the organism in Eukaryota, Metazoa, Arthropoda, Insecta, Hemiptera, Aphididae. The transcript is spliced from 5 exons. The coding region runs from base 22 to 327 and encodes 101 amino acids.